AUGAUCUCACUGAACUCGUCAGAACGCACAGAUGUGUGUGGGAACCGGACUGUCUCUAUUUUCUCCUCCAAACUCGCACCUGGUGCUGAUAUAGGUGUGGGAAUUACAAUCCUGUCAAUCGUGCUUCUGUCCGUCCUCGGCAACGGCCUGGUGCUGGUCAUCUCCUACCGACGGAGGAAGAAGAUGGUGGGUUCAGAGCUCCUCUGCGUCAACCUGGCCGUGGUAGAUUUCCUAUGUUGCAUCUGUUUCUACCCGCUGUCCAUUCUGUCAUCGUUUAACCAUGCCUGGCUGGGGCACCACGUCACGUGCGUCUACUACGGUCUGGGCUGCUACAUAUUCGGCCUGUGCGGCAUGUUCACCAUCGCCGCCAUCAGCGUGACCCGGUAUCUGAAAACAUUCUAUAACCUGGUCUAUGCAGUCUGGCUGGAUGGCGCCAACAUCCGGCUGGUGUGCUGUGCCUCGUGGCUAAUCGCCGCCGUCUGGUCCUCCUUCCCCUUGUUCGGCUGGGGCGAGUACGUCCCCGAGCCCUACGGCCUGUCCUGUACCAUCGCCUGGCACAGCUACCACACCUCCUUUAAAGACGCCUUCUACGUCAUCUGUUCCUUCUCUUGUUUCAUGCUGGUGCCCGUCCUGCUCAUCGUGAUGUCCCAGAUCCAGAUCCUCUAUAAAGUCUAUCAUUUCACCUACGCCUUGUCAGCCCGGGGGAUCCGGACCAACCUGCGCCAUGCCGAAAAACGUCUCUCCAUGAUGUUCUUCUGCAUCAGCCUUGGCUUUGUGACGGCCUGGGCUCCCUACGCCGUUGUCUCCUUCCUCUUCAUCUUCCACAAGGACAACAGGUACAUGGCUCCUGGGGGCUUCGUGUUCCCCGCACUGUUCGCCAAGAGCUCCCACGUCUACAACCCCUUCAUCUACUUCUACUUCAACAAGGCCUUCCGUCAGGAGCUGCGCUGCCUGUUGCGCUCCUUCUGCCCCUGGUUAGCCGGGAACCGUGUGGGGGUCCGCUCUGCCACGGGCCAGGAGGGACUCCCCGGGGGGCCACAUCCCAUCCAGAUCCAGCUCCGGGAGCUGGGGAUGUCUGGAGGGGGAGUCCUAGGGGAGGAAUAGCAGUAAGGACACGGGGAGCACACUUUGGGGCGAUCUCCUGCUGAGUGUCCAAGAUCAGAGUGACCCCCUCGGGUGUGGACCAUAGACCUGUCCAGUGCUUGACUUGGGCAGGAGCUCACCGGAGCUGAGCACCAGCACCUCAAAUGUUCUACUGCUUGAGCUCCUGUUCCUCUUAUAGAAUAUGAACUCAAAAGUAUUGUGGAGUUCUUGCACCUAAAUAUGAACAGUAUUGGCACCCAAAAUGAGUACCGGCACCUAUUUCAAUCCAAGUCAAGCACUGGCAUCUGUCUAAUAGUUCCUUCCCAUCCCCACCUGAACACUGAUUGGAUGAUGAGAAAGAGAGGGGAGUGGACUUUGCAAUAGGUUUGCUAUAAGUUGAAAAGUGAAUCGGGGUUGGUGCUCCUGAGACUGAGGCUGAAUCACAAAUCAGUCCCUUCCCCUCAUCCCUCAGCCCUCCAUUUGCGUGUUCACACAUGCCUCCACAAUAUGCACAAGUGUCUGACAGCUAAGGGAGUGAAAAUGAUCGAAGGUGUAAGGGCUUAUUAGCCACUUUAACUGAGCCAGCAAGUUACAUGUUGCGUUUAUGUUUGUUCAGUAUAUAUGCCAUGUGCAUUUUGUUCGUGUCUGAUUUUGAGAUUUGACACAUGUAACAAAUGAAAUAUCUCCCAAAUUAAAUGUUUGACUGUUACUGUAAAAUGACAAGGGGAAUUUGUUCAUUUGAAUUUCAUGCUUGUUUUAUUAUUUAAAUGUGGAACAUGAAUCACAUAAUUUAAGUCACGAGUGUGUCCUGAAGUUGAUGGGUUUAUUUGAUCCCCUUGCCACUCUUAAAGUCACCCUCAAAGUUUUGUCAGUAGCACGUGACAUUGGAGGCCCUCCCAGUGAGUUGGUAGGGGGGAAGGGGCUUGUUUGGGAUUCCCAGUGAGACUUCUGAGAGCAGUACAGGAAGUACACAGGAAGUACAUUGAUCCUUCUGCAGAAGCAGUGACAGGGUGCUACCAUAGGAGGGCCAGUGAGACCAGAGACAAAGAGCUGAGGCCACAGAACCAGGAAGAGGCCAGCAAAGACUCCCAGCCAAUAGGAAGAGCUCAGCAUAAUGGUAUGGUAACACACAGACAGCACUGGACUAGAGUACAAGAUGAGAACAAGGAGUAAAAACAUUAUUGUCUUGUAAAAACUAAAAUUCGCCAAUUAUUAAUAGCAUUUCAGUCCUAAGUGGAUUUAUAAGAAUACCUAAAUUGUAAUGAAAACAACAUGAAAUCAGUGGUUUAUGUAUUAAUCUUGUCCACCAACUAGCUCGCUUUCUCUGUCUAUAUGGGGUAGCAAUUGAGUUGGGGGACGAGGUUAUGUACUGUUUGUAUAGUCAGUCGUGUAAUGUAGGGUAAACACAAAUAAAUGCAGUUUACACACUUUUGGGGGGGUGGACAGUUUACCCACCUUUUGAGAAAAAUGCUUUGAAAGUUUAGGGAGCGUAACCUUUUUUCACUGCCACCGGUAAUAAAAGCUUACCCACCAUUUUGUUUUGACCACUAGGCUACAUCACUGGUAUAGGUGAUGACACUUUUAAAUGACUGGGCUAAAUUAUGCAUAAAAAACUCAUGUAUUUUGUUUUAUUGUUACACUAGUGUUCCCCAUGGAUUUAAAUUGUCUGUUAAUACCUUCAUCUUCUGAUUGAGAUUCCAUAAGAUUUGUACCUGUGCUUGAAUGCACACAGUACAUGGAGCUACAGUGCCUUCAGGAAGUAUUCACACCCCUUGACUUUUUCCACAUUUUGUUGCUACAGCCUGAAUUUAAAAUGACUAAAAUGUAGAUUUUGUGUCACUGGUCUACACAUAAUACUGCAUAAUGUCAAAGUGGAAUAAUGUUUUAGUCAUUUUUACAAAUUAAUAAAACAUCUAAAGCUGAAAUAAUUAUUUUGUUAUAGCAAGACUAAAUAAUUUCAGAAGUAAAAAUGUGCUAAACAAGUCAGAUAAUAAGUUGCAUGGACUGAUAAUUUUUGAACGACUACCCAAUCUCUGUACUCCAUUCAAUGAUCUGUCAGGUUCCUCACUUGAGUAGUGAAUUUCCAGCACAGAUUCGACGAGAAUGAAGAGGGAGGUUUUCCAAUGCCUUGCAAAGAAGGGCACCUAUUGGUAGACAAAGAGAGAUGGCGUCCUUCCUAACUCAGUUGACGGAGAGAAAGGACACCGCUCAGGGAUUUCACCAUGAGGCCAAUGGUAACUUUAAAACAGUUUUUAGGAUAAAAAGAAAAGGAAUAGAGCUAAGCACAGGCAAAAUCCCAGAGGAAAACCUGGUUCAGUCUGCUUUCGACAGAAACCGGGAGACAAAUCCACCUUUUAGCAGGACAAUAACCUAAAAUGCAAAGCCAAUUAUACACUGGAGUUACUUACUAAGAUGACAUUGAGUGGCCUAAUAUACAGUUUUGACUUAAAUCUGCUUGAUUUAAUCUAUGGCAAGACCUGAAAAUGGCUGUCUAGCAAUGAUCAACAAACAACUUGACAGAGCUUGAAUAAUUUUUAAAAUAAUAAUGGGCAAAUAUUGUACAAUCCAGGUUUGCAAAGCGCUUAGCGCUUAUCCAGAAACACUUGCAGCUGUAAUUGCUACCGAAGGUGAUUCUAACAUGUAUUGACUCAGGGGGUUGAACACAUUACAGAGUAUUUUGUGUAGAUCGUUGACAGAAAAUUAAAACUAAAUCCAUUUUAAUCCCACUUUGUAACAGAACAAAAUGUGGAAUAAGUCACAUUUUGAAUACUGUCUGAAGACAUUGUACAUGUUAUGCUUAUCUACAUGAUUGUACCUAUCUACAUGUUGUACCUAUCUACAUGUUGUACCUAUCUACAUGUUGUACCUAUCUACAUGUUGUACCUAUCUACAUGAUUGUACUGACAGGAUCAAUUGGAAGGAUGAUUUUCACACAUUGUGGUUAUGGGUCAAAAUCAAUCUUCUCUUCAUUUGAUUGAUUUGACCAUCAUUUCACCGUAUUAUCCAGACGAGCGGUGCUUUCAAAUCUGUUGCCUUGUUCUAUCCGUAUCAUCUAUUGAGUUAUCAUAGGGGUUUUUACAAUGUGAUGCUUGACUGCUUUGUCAAUUUCUUCAGUUAAAAAAAGCAUGGUUUGAAAGCAUUGACUGUAGGCAUCUUGUUUGGAUGUUGACAUACAUUUAUAUAUAUAUAUAAAAACUUUAUAAGGUAUGUUUGUGUCACACGUUCUUAGAUGUCCAAGCGCUUAUAUAACAUUAUUAAAAUAGGCUUUUACACAUGAUUUGCUGUAUGUUUCAGUACAAUAUUCAAUAGUUGCUGUUAGUUACUGUUAAUGGUCAUUUUCAAUUGAUAAUAUACAGCUAUUGAUUGUUAAAUUAUAUAAUUUAUAAAUGCUUUAUGAGCUUAGUAGUAGCUUGGUAGAACUGUCCUAUCAGAACUCAGAAAUCUAAGUUUGUAUUACUCUACUGUUUAUGUUGUUGUCAUUUGAGUGUAAACCUACCAUGUAGCCUACAGCUUCCUGUUUGAAACAUAUCAUGUCGAUCUCAUGGACGGUGUUGUCCUUGGAUACAUUGCAUAAAUUAGCGCCAGGUGUCAGAUGUUUGUUGUUUGGAUGUUUAUGUUUCAGAAUUUUUAUUGGAUUCUGGUUUGUUCCGCUACUAUGUAUGAUGUUUCUGAAUACAUUAGGAAAUCUGUCA
Molecule: messenger RNA, 4775 nt
Organism: Salvelinus fontinalis (brook trout)
Lineage: Eukaryota; Metazoa; Chordata; Actinopteri; Salmoniformes; Salmonidae
Gene: opn8c
Product: opsin 8, group member c
Exons: 4
Coding region: 1-1104 (367 amino acids)
Biological process (GO): G protein-coupled receptor signaling pathway
Cellular component (GO): membrane
Molecular function (GO): G protein-coupled receptor activity
Source: RefSeq, a predicted model, not a curated record